AUGCUUGAUCCAACAGCGGCAACAGAAGCAUUGAUUCAAGCAGGCCUUCUCCAGCAACAGUAUCUCAAUCAACUGACUGAUAGUGUUGAUGAGGCCACUUAUGACACCAAGCUUGGGGACCUCCAGGAACCCUUGGGAUCACAUCAGGGGGCAUUGUCCCUUAAUUCAGCGUAUGAGACUCCGAACCAGGCUGUCAUUGGGAUGGACGGCCUCAGUAUGCUAGAUUUCCAGGCUUCAUCAGGCCAGCUAUGGCCAUUCGACACACCUAUGCCUCAUCUAAUUACUGCCAUCGAUCAGAUGGCUGAGCUUCACCUGGCACAAAAUUGUACGCCAAAUAUGUCACCCACAACCACUACUGAUGGCUACGAGCGAAGAAAAGUUCAGAAUCGCGCUGCUCAGCGAGCCUACCGGGAACGGAAAGAGAAGGCUCUAUCAGAUCUGAAGGGAGUCCUUGAGCGGAAGGAGUUCCAAUUGCAGGCGUUGCAGCAGGACAGCAACACCAGUCUCGGAAUAUGGCUUGCACUUGUCCAUCUAGCAACACAGCGUCAGCCGACAAACAGCAACCCACCAGAUCACGCCCAGUACGAAGCAACGACCGGCUCUCGAGCCGCUAGCCGUCUCGUGCAGAUGGAAGUCACAAUUAUCACACCUGGACAGGUGUCGAAAUUCCGUUCGUGUCUCUUCUUGCUACGCCCGAAGAACAUCAGCUCCACAAAGCAUGCACUCCUCCGUGAUUCUCCAAAAGCGAAGCGGCUCAUUUCCAUUAAUGUUGGGCUCCAUACGCAAAGCUACAAGACCAACAACUCUCGUGAUUUCGAAGUACUCAAGAUAUCUCCUCUCUAUCAUACCCAAGUCAAUCCUGGUUUCAGGCGUCCGAAGCGGCCUCCGCCGGAUCCAACUUCACACCUCACCACAGGAGUGUUGCCCGAUGUGCUUUCUCGUCAGCGAUCGUCCAUGCGUUCUGCUCCGAUAGCUGUUCCUAUCAUUCAGACCCUUCUGGCGCAUGCUUGA
Cyphellophora europaea CBS 101466 is the source of this 1011-nucleotide messenger RNA. RefSeq lists its product as uncharacterized. The record is from RefSeq and is a predicted model, not a curated record. The coding region runs from base 1 to 1011 and encodes 336 amino acids. The transcript has 4 exons. Lineage: Eukaryota; Fungi; Ascomycota; Eurotiomycetes; Chaetothyriales; Cyphellophoraceae. Gene Ontology annotation, biological process: regulation of DNA-templated transcription. Gene Ontology annotation, molecular function: DNA-binding transcription factor activity.